GUGAAAGCAGUGUGCUCGCGAGAAUACACUCUUUGGAUUUUCAGUCACUCGCUAAAUACAUAGGCAGAAUGUGUUUCUCCGGUUGGUUUGCGUUUUACUUUGCGUCAGUAAUAGCCAAGUACCAAGCAUCCAUAGGUGGAACAUACCCUUUAUUCUGAAAACAGUUUGAGAUGAAAAGACAAGAUCCCUCACCUUCAGAGGACUGAGUGAUAGGUCCUCCUCAACCUUGUGUUACCAUUAUGUCUGGAUCUUAAUGAUAUGCCCUCUCCUCUAAUGUCUAGUUGGAAGCCGUGUUUCAUCUGUCUUGUAUACAACAAAUGAUGUGUGCCUGUACAAGAUCAAUGAAUUCUGAAACAUUCCCUGGAACUGCAGUGAUAGUCUGGUCAGGUCACAGCCGAGCUAAUGGGGCCUCCUAAGCCAUGUUGGCACGCCCAGCUCCCUUCUCUUUCUCACGUCGCCACUUUUCCGGUGAGGACAUUCUGUCUCUUGGCGUCCAUCGUGGUCGUCGCGGCGACACCGUGCCCCAGAAGCUGCCACUGUUCGGAGAGGAACGGCGUGGUUGUGCAGUGCGUCUCCCGGAACCUUGACCAGAUUCCCUCGGACCUUCCAGAAGACACCGUCACCCUCUUGCUCUCAUCCAACCGGAUCGGCCACAUCCCCAAUCAGGCCUUUAAGGACCUCCGGCGCCUCAAGGAGCUGGACUUGUCGCAGAACCAGAUCGAGAGUAUCGACUCAGGGGCCUUUCUGGGGAUUUCCGAGGGCCUCCGCACACUAGACCUCUCCCACAACCAGCUCCACAGUGUCCCCAAGGAGGCCUUCGCCAAGCUGAGUGCCCGCAUACGGCUCUCCAGCAACCCCUGGCACUGCGACUGCUCCUUACAGGAGGUCCUGAGGGAGUUGAGGCUUGACCCAGAGACUGUCAACAAGGUUAUCUGCCAAACCUCCGUCCAGGAGAAAUAUGCCGAAAGGCCCGUAAUCCAGGUCCUCGAUUCAGGCAUCAACUUCUGUAACUUUCACCACAAGACCACAGACGUGGCCAUGUUUGUGACCAUGUUUGGCUGGUUCGCCAUGGUGAUCGCCUACAUCAUCUACUACGUCAGGCAUAACCAGGAGGACGCCAGGAGACACAUGGAGUACCUGAAAUCUUUGCCCAGCUCCUCUCACAUCAGCAAGGACUUCGACACCGCCAGCACUGGGCUCUAGCAACAGGCCGUGGGCGUUGGCACAGGGUGUUGGGGGGUUAUUAACAUGUAACAGGGAAUGUCCACAAAUCGGAGAAUUAGCCAGGUGUAUAUUCAUAUUUGUAACGUGAAGACAUGCGUCUUGGCGCCCCGCUGGACUGCACAUGCUGAAUUGCGGCACACGCCUGGCCUCCCGGUGGGGCACACGCCUGGCCUCCCGGUGGGGCACACGCCUGGCCUCCCGGUGGGGCACACGCCUGGCCUCCCGGUGGGGCACACGCCUGGCCUCCCGGUGGGGCACACGCCUGGCCUCCCGGUGGGGCACACGCCUGGCCUCCCGGUGGGGCACACGCCUGGCCUCCCGGUGGGGCACAUGUUUCUGAAGUCAUGGGGUUGCUCCUUCUUGAUAUUUUGGACACAUUGUUUGUCCCCAUAUCCAAACCCAUUUUUCUUUUUUAUACUUUUACAGUAAAUAUUGUCUAUUGGGUAAAACAUGCUCUCUCUGCUCUGUUUUUUCAAUCGUACUAUUUAGUGAGAAAUACAGUAUUUAGUAGGCCUAUAAUUCAGUUUCAUUAAAUAGGAAAUCAACAGUAUGAGGAAAUGCCGAUUCCUUAAUAUCUUUAGAGAAAUUAUGAAACCGUAAACAUUGUAAACAUUAGAACAAAUUGAAGUAUCAGCCAGUUAAAGUAGUAGUUGCAUAUAAUAAAGGCUACAUAAUGACGGUUUCAGAUUUUGCCCUAUGCCAUAAUCAACAGCUGGUCAUCAUUGCCCACAGUAACUACCUCCACCCAGCAGUGUCUUCUGAAUCAUAAUCUGUAAAUGUAACUUUGGUUGUUGGUAGGUGAAUGCCUUCUCCUCUAAGCAUGUAGAUGCUGGAGAGUACUUCUUGGUUAAGCAAGCAGUAUGAUAAGUAGCAGAACAAUACAAUUCAGUACCGAAUAGUAAAGUACAAUUCACGCUCAUGCCCUUGUCCUGACGAGGCAAGGAUAUUAGCGUAAAUUGUACUUAAUUUGAAGGCAAGAAAAAGUGGAAGGUGGACGAGAUAUUGUUCGCCAACACUAAUUGUCCCUGUAACGUAAGGUCAUUUAGAUGUGUAUAUUCUGCUGUGUGAACCAUAGGAUGUUUGUGUGUGUAAUGUGUAUAGGCUGUCUGUGUGUGAAGUGU
Messenger RNA from Esox lucius (northern pike), 2345 nucleotides. Its product is annotated as leucine-rich repeat-containing protein 3-like. Gene Ontology annotation, molecular function: protein binding. Gene Ontology annotation, cellular component: plasma membrane. Lineage: Eukaryota; Metazoa; Chordata; Actinopteri; Esociformes; Esocidae. The record is from RefSeq and is a predicted model, not a curated record. The transcript has 2 exons. Bases 403 to 1203 code for a protein of 266 amino acids.